GGCAGACACUCACUCCUUCUCUGGCUGUCUGUUUGUGCGAUGGUCAGUUCGUUGGUGUGUCUCUCUUGUCGUCUCGUGUUGAUGGUGGUGUGUGUGGCUCAUGCCCUUGGCUCAUGCCUUGUCGUCUUGGUUGUCGUCUUGCUCCUCCCACUCGGCCUUCUCCUGCUCGUAGCGCUCCUUGUCCUCAGCAGCCUGACACACACAGACAGACACACAGACAGACAGAGGGGAGCGAGGACGGAUGGAUAUCAUGUCGUCUCAGUAGUGUGUGUGUGACCUGAUCCUUGUACGGCUGCUUGUCGAUGUCCGACAUCUCCUUCCACUCAGCACCUGCACACAAUGCAUAUGCAUGGCGCAUACGUGCGGGGCGUGGGUGUGGUGUUUUUGAUGUUUGUUGCAUGUCUGUUUGUUGCACACCCAACAACUUCGCAAUCUCGCCAAAUGCCAUUGUCGGGUUCUUCUCCUUGACCUCUGGCCUGCGCUCCAUCGAGAAGUACAAGUCUGCAAUGACACACACAGGAGACGCACCACACAUGAGACAGACCUCUCUCCAUCAGCUGCCUGUCUGUCUCUCUCUGUCCGUCUGUCUGUCUGUCUGUAUCAUGCAUGUGGGUGUGUGUGGGUGUGCAUACAGGCAGUUCGAGGUCGCUUGGGUCCCGCUUUCUUGGUGCUGUCCUUCUUGCCCUUCUUCUCGCCCUUGCCCAUCGACUUGCUGGAGGUUGUGCUCUUGGAUGACGCCUUCGCCAUGGCUCGCUCA
Vitrella brassicaformis is the source of this 757-nucleotide messenger RNA. The record is from the annotation of a GenBank genome assembly. Lineage: Eukaryota; Vitrellaceae.